AUGAUGUGAAAAAUGGGUUCGAACAGGCUAGGUCCAGAUGAAAAUGGUGCUCGGAGACGCCGAGCGCACACUAAAUCGCGUCGAGGAUGUCGGAACUGCAAACUCCGUCGUGUCAAAUGCGAUGAAAGACAUCCUCAAUGCCAAAAGUGCUUAGCGUUUGGCGUCGUUUGCAAUUACAACACCUCCCAUAGCCAAGAUCUGCAGCCGAAAUCGCUUGAUAAAACCAGCAGGGCUCAUCCGGAAGGCUCAUUUGGUGAAGUCAUUUUCAAUGUAAAACCCCGACCUCAAUCAAUAUUGCUGCGCCCGGCGACGGUAAUAGGAUCUGGCCCAGGGUCCUUCCAAUUGGACUCAAAGAGUAUCGGUCGCUUAGAUCGGUUCCUCCGGCGUACGGUCUACACAUUUGCUGGCAAUCACAACUACACAGUCUACCAAAACCAUGUGACCAGUAUCGCCAUCGAAGUGAGUUAUAGACUUUCGUUCCUGCUAGAAUCUCUUUCAAUCGUGAGUGCCAAUACUGACCACGUUUCCGUACAGAACCCGUUCCUGAUGCAUGUCAUUCUGACUUUGACUGCGAGACACGACCGCUUUCUAUCCUCGCCGAAAGACCACACAAAGCGCUCUAUUGCCGAGGCGUACCACUGGUCACAAGGUGCUGCACUGCUGAAUCGGAAGCUUUCAGCUCCGAUUAGGCCUCAGGAUCGCGACGCCCUUUGGGCUGCCGCUGCCAUCCUCGGACUCUUGAGCAUUGCCGACAUUGAAGCCUCUACGCCCUGGGAAGCAUGGCCUCUCAAAUCCACCGAGUCGUCAGAUUUAGGCUGGAUGGAUAUGUCUCACGGCAAAAAGGCAAUAUGGCAGGCAACCGAUCCAAUGAGACCGGAUAGUAUCUUCCGUGCGAUGAGGGAUGACUAUCGUACUCUUAUGACCAAGCCAGCACUGUGCGAAGUGCACGAUAUGCCGAAAGAUUUUGUCGAGCUCUGUCAGUUGGGCAGAACGGCAGAACCUACGCAGAAUCCAUAUUUCACUGCCGUCUCCCUGUUGACUCGACUGUGGCAUCUGAAAUGCACCCAAGCCACGAUGACGAGGUAUAUGCAAUUCCUAGGCUUUAUGGAUCCGGUAUUCAAGUCCUUGUUACACGAGAAAGACCCUCGGGCGCUCCUCAUUCUCGCUUAUUGGUACGGGCCGAUGAGUGAUUCUCUGUGGUGGGUAGCCAGGCGGGCCAGAUUAGAAUGCCAAGCCAUCUGCAUGUAUCUGGAGCUUUUUCACCCGCAUGAGAAGGAUAUCCAGUUCUUGCUGGCGCAGCCUAAGAAGCAGUGUGGACUGCUUACCUAGAUGUGACGCUUUGAUGAAGGAUACGAGUCAGUGAAACUAACGAUGGGAUAGUUAGUAUCGGAUACACAUGCAUAUGAUGUAAACGAAACUAUUAAGAGAGAGAACUUGAGGUAGAUACCUUAAAUUGCAC
This is a messenger RNA of Penicillium brasilianum, 1459 nucleotides long. Lineage: Eukaryota; Fungi; Ascomycota; Eurotiomycetes; Eurotiales; Aspergillaceae. The record is from the annotation of a GenBank genome assembly.